AUGGCUGAAGAUGGAGGCCCCAGCUCGAUCGUCAUCGUCAUCUGCACCUUCGCCGCCGUGAUGUUCCUUCUGAUCGCCUAUUACUGCCUCAAAGGCACCUUCGAGGGGCCGCCGUCGUCCGGUAAUCGGAGAGUAAUCGCCGCGGCCUCCACUUCCAGGCCGCUCAACUCCACCUCUUCCGUCUCCGAGCCCGGAGGCGGAGAUGCCCCAUCAACCGCUCGCGCGGAGACCGUCCUGACGCGGCUGCCGGUGUUCGAGUACUCUUCGGCGGUGCAGAAGAAGAAGAUCAGCUGCAGCGUGUGCCUGAUGGACUUCAAGGACGGCGAGAAGGGGCGGUUUCUUCCCCGCUGCUUCCACUGCUUCCACGUCGAGUGCAUCGACGCGUGGCUGGCGUCGCACUUGGAGUGCCCCGUCUGCCGGGCGUCCGUCGACCCGGCGGCGCCCGAGCUCGCCGCCGUGUGA
Zingiber officinale is the source of this 462-nucleotide messenger RNA. Its product is annotated as RING-H2 finger protein ATL5-like. The coding region runs from base 1 to 462 and encodes 153 amino acids. The transcript has a single exon. Gene Ontology annotation, biological process: protein ubiquitination. The record is from RefSeq and is a predicted model, not a curated record. NCBI's taxonomy places the organism in Eukaryota, Viridiplantae, Streptophyta, Magnoliopsida, Zingiberales, Zingiberaceae.